Molecule: messenger RNA, 348 nt
Organism: Linum trigynum
Lineage: Eukaryota; Viridiplantae; Streptophyta; Magnoliopsida; Malpighiales; Linaceae
Source: the annotation of a GenBank genome assembly
AUGAUUAGGAGCUUCCCUCGUGGUACGUCUUGCGGGAGGGGUGGUUUUCAAGCUCAACAUUUUAUGGAUUGUUUGGGUGAUGUUGUUGUUGCUAUCUUGGAUUAUUUGCACGUCUCUAUUACUCUGGUGGUUAAUCUUUUCCUUGAGGGUCGUUGUCCACAGCCCCUCGGUGAGUACAUUGCUAGCGCUUCGCUCACGCCGCUUGUUAAACCAGGGGUGGUAUCUGUAGCUGUUGAUAUUGUUUGGAGACGUCUUGUCUCUAAGGUUGGUGCUUGUCUUGUUGCCCCUACUUUAUCUGGUUAUUUUGAUGGUCUUCAGUUUGAGGUUGGAAUUUAUGGUGGAGGAUAG